GAUAACGAAACUAUUAAUAAUGUAUUAUAUACCAGUAGAUCUACCGGUUGCUGUUUUCUAUAUAGCCUCCUGUUGGAGCUAGUUGAGCGUGCAUUUGCAGCAGCUCCCAAGAUCUGCAGUAGUCUAGUUUUCCGAGCCACAUUCUCCGCGUUUUUACUCUUAUUGUUUUAAAUGAUGUCUGCUGUUCGAAUGGAGGAUCCGGCUAGCUCCAGCAACACGACCAGGACUGCAGUAAUAGGAACGUUCUCUUCUCAAGUCAUUGCAUUUGCUCUUUUUGGAAGAGUCUCAAGGCUUUCUUGUGCAGCAGAGGAGAGUGCCCCCAGCUUCUCAGACAGCAUCAAUCAGGUCUCAAAGCAGUUCCCUGAUAUCCCUGAUAUUUUUCGCUUUGGGCCAUCGACUGUGAAAUUCCGCUCUGUCGGUGUAUUCUGUCGACAGUUUUUGAACCAAGGAGCAGUGUUAGGUCCAUUCACUGGAAGGAAGCUCUCAGUUGAGGAGGUCAUUACACUCAAAUUGAAAUCUUAUUGGGAGAUUCAUCAAGAUGGCAAGGUCCAGUACUGUGUUGACGGUUCCGAUCCACACUAUCGUAACUGGAUGUACUUCAUUCAAUAUGCACGUCAUCAGGACGAGCAGAACCUAAUGGCCAUCCAACACGAAGAGAGAGUCUACUUCAGAGCAGUGAGGGACAUACAGCUAGGAGAGGAGCUCCUGGUCUGGUAUGACAAGUAUCAGUAUGACCUGUACAUGGGGAUACCUCAGGGAUUCAAGGACUCGCUAUCUGCAGAAGAAAACAGUCAAGAUGAUGAAAUAGAAGACGAUAGUGAAAACGAAGAAAUUGAAGUAGAAGAGACAGACGAUGAAGAUGAUGGAUUAGAGCAGGAAGCAGGACGACAACAACACUCGCCAUUCCAGCACACAAAUUGUCAACAAAACACGUCAUCACCGAUUCCAAUACACUCAACUCUACCAGGAAUAUCAGCAGUCACACCAUUCACUAUGUAUCACCAUACUCCCCAUCCCACCCAGCCUCCUUCCAUUCCAGGGAUUCCCAACGUCCAAUGGCUGAAGCCACACGGGAUAGGAAAUGCACCCCCUGUCCUCUCAAUGCCACCAAACUGGCCUAAUUUCCUCCCUCUCUCUCCCACAAAUAUCGGUAAACCCUCAAACCUCGACAUGUUUGAGCGCUGGGCAGACGGUACGAGAUGGAGGUGUCAGAUCUGUCAGAGGAUAUUCACUUCCCAAGGGAGCCUCCGUGCCCACGCCCGGAUACACACCGGAGAGAAGCCGUACCAGUGCCAGUUCUGUAAGCGAGUCUUCACGCAGGCUUCAACUCUACGCAGUCACGAGAGGCUCCACACCGGAGAGAAGCCGUACAAGUGUGAUCACUGCGGGAAGGCAUUCACUCAAUCGGCUGGUCUCAGGUCUCACCUCAAGACUCACUCGAUGCAUUAAUGAUGCAUAAACAAGGAUAUUGAGAACAAUUGACUAUAUACUCUAUACAUUCACACACCACCAUGUUUGUCUAUCACUUAUUUAACCAGUAUACUUUAAUUUUGUCUCUUGUGCUUUUCUUGCUUGUUUCACUUUUUCAAUG
Amphimedon queenslandica is the source of this 1591-nucleotide messenger RNA. Its product is annotated as PR domain zinc finger protein 12-like. Gene Ontology annotation, biological process: regulation of gene expression. Gene Ontology annotation, cellular component: nucleus. The coding region runs from base 172 to 1449 and encodes 425 amino acids. The record is from RefSeq and is a predicted model, not a curated record. NCBI's taxonomy places the organism in Eukaryota, Metazoa, Porifera, Demospongiae, Haplosclerida, Niphatidae. Gene Ontology annotation, molecular function: protein binding. The transcript has 5 exons.